CACGGCAGUUUUAACCGUCGGUCGCGCGUUUACACUGCGAGAUCCAACCAUAUACACGCGCAUCCGUCGCCGUCGCGUUGUGUUUCCCUUUGUUUUUUUUUAUUUGUUAUUCUUCAUAUUAUUAUUAUUAUUAUAUUCAUCGUGUGCCGCGUGUGUGUGUGUGUGCGUGUAUACGAGAGCGUGUACGCACCCGCUCUUGUCUCGUGUGCUUUCUUCGUACGCGCGCGUACGAUCCGAACGACAAACACCUUAUCGUGUAACGAACGAACGACGCGAAAUUCGGUAUUGUUUUUAUUUUACGCACACACGCGCUUCUAGCAUACGAACCGCGUAUAGUAAGUGCGUGCGUAACGUUUGUUGUGCCGUCCGGCCGGGAGAUUCAAGCCGUGCGCACACCACUACAGACGCUGUAUAGGCGGCAUGUCCGAAAACCGCGCGGGCAACAAUGUCGGCUGGGGCAACCGGGACGACCACGCGGCCGCCGCCGCCGCCAAUAUAUGGUGGGGUAACAGUCAACAAGACCCGCAACAGCAGCAGCAACACAUGCAACAACAACAACAGCAGCAGCAACAACAGCAACAGCAGCAACAACAACAAUUGUUGAACCAACACCAUCAGCAGCAAUUGGCCGCCGUGGCGGCGGCCGCGCAACAACAGCAGCAGCAGGCCGCUGCUGCGGUGUCCGCGGCCCAGCAGUUCUAUAAAAUGGCGUCCACGUUCAGCCAUCAACAGCACCAGCAGCUGCAGCAGCAACAGCAACAGCACCAACAACAACAGCAAAUGAACAACGUGUCUACCAGCAACAGCAACACGACGGUGACCAGCAGCUCCAGAAACCCGAUGGCCAAUUACACGGACUACGGGAUAGCCGCUGCCGCCGCCGCGCAAUGGUGGUCUUAUCCGGGCGCCAUGGACAACAACAUUCAAAACUUACACAACGUACCGUCGCCCAACGCCAUCAUGAACAGAGGGAAGAUGCCUAGAGGCAAAGCGGCUGACGCAAAACCGAGGGGUCGUAUGACCGCCUACGCCUUCUUUGUACAGACUUGCCGCGAAGAGCACAAAAAGAAACACCCAGACGAGAACGUCAUAUUUGCGGAGUUUUCAAAAAAAUGUGCCGAAAGGUGGAAGACAAUGAAUGAAAAAGAAAAGAAGAGAUUCCACGAAAUGGCUGAUAAAGAUAAGAUGAGAUAUGACACUGAAAUGCAGAGUUAUAUUCCACCCAAGGGUGAAAAAGUCCGUGGCAAGAAAAGGAAGCAAAUCAAAGACCCCAAUGCACCAAAACGCUCCUUGUCGGCAUUCUUCUGGUUCUGUAAUGACGAACGUGGAAAAGUUAAGGCUGUGAAUCCCGAAUACGGCGUUGGCGAUGUAGCUAAAGAGUUGGGUAAAAAAUGGUCUGAUGCUGAUAUCACUGUAAAACAAAAAUACGAAGCAAUGGCAGAAAAAGACAAAGCCAGAUAUGAAAGGGAGAUGACUGAGUACAAAAACAAAGGCAAGCCUACGUUGCAACAACAGCAGCAACAUCAAAUGUUGCUCCAACAACAACAACAAAUACUUGCGCAGCAGCAGCAACAACAACAACAACAACAAAUGAUGCAAGUAAAAGAUGAAAGUGACGAGGAUGAUGAUGAAGAAGACGAUGACGAGUGAUCUCAUUCAGAUUCUUAUCGGAAUUUUUCUUUUCUUUUCGUACCUCGGAAAUUUUAAUUUUAAACUUUGUAAAUACAAAUAAGUUAAUUUUUAAGUUAUAGAUUUAAAAGUAAUUUUGUACAGAAACAACUGUAGAAAAUUGGUUUUGUCUCAACAAAAAUAAUAUUAAUAAAUAUUGGAUUCAAAUUUUUAAUUUUUAUAUUAGAGAUUCCUAUAUUUUUACUAAAACUACAAAAUUUACCGUAAAAAUAUUUCUUUACAGACUGAUAUAUUAUGAUGAAUUUUAAAAUUACAUUUUAAUUUUUCAGGAGUACGAUAUUAAAUUAUGCCAUUGAAUUUUGUAUUAAUUUAAGGUUUUUAACUGCAAAUACCUCCUGUAAAAUAUAAAUGUAAUUUUAUUUUUUGUACAUAUAAUUUUUUUGUUUAUUAUUAUAUUUUUUUUUAAUUUGUAAUUUUAAUAUUAGACAAAGAAAUUGCAUACGGCGAUAAAUUGCGAAAUCUUUACCAUUAAACAUAUUUUCAUAUUAGGAGAAGACUAAUCAGCUGAAGAAUUCAAACAAUUUUUUAUUUACAGUUAAGUUUGUCUAUUUGUUAUAAUAAUAAAAACACUUUUUUUUUUAUUUGUAAUGAGAUGAAAAUAAA
This is a messenger RNA of Adelges cooleyi (spruce gall adelgid), 2292 nucleotides long. RefSeq names its product high mobility group protein DSP1-like. Gene Ontology annotation, molecular function: DNA binding, bending. The record is from RefSeq and is a predicted model, not a curated record. The coding region runs from base 421 to 1650 and encodes 409 amino acids. Lineage: Eukaryota; Metazoa; Arthropoda; Insecta; Hemiptera; Adelgidae. The transcript has 5 exons. Gene Ontology annotation, cellular component: nucleus. Gene Ontology annotation, biological process: regulation of transcription by RNA polymerase II.